GAAAAAUUUAGACAAUCCCUAAUUUGACAAAUUUGUUAUUUGCCUCUGACCUCCUCCUCCACCAGCUCUUUGUGUCUUCUUUCCUUUCCCUGAAGAUCAGAUUGGCUAGGGUUUUAUCCCUUUCCCAAAAUCAAAACUCUCGAUUCUAGCCAAUUUGUGCGAGUAAUUGACCUCAUCGUUUCGUCCUUUUGUGAUGCUUGGGGUGAGAUAUGAUCCUCUCCAUCUCUGGUGAUUACUACUGGUUUCUAUAUAAUCCUUAAACAAGAAUGUUACCCGUGAGAGAAGGUCUUCAGAAACAGGUUAAGAUUCUGAUUGGAUUAGGGUUUGGGGGUUACCGGGGUUUCCACUCUAGAUUCGCUAGCCCUAACGGCUUUCUCGAGCCCGCGAGCUCCGAUUUGCUUCUGAGCAACGAAAGGAGGAACCUUUCUGUCCUCGGCGCUCUCUCUCGAACUUUCUCCGUUCCUUCUGUCUCCGGUCCGGCGUUUCAGGUCUGUGGCUAUCACAUUGAUCUUUUGCUCUCGGACGCGAGUUUGAGGUCGGUGGGUGAAUCAAUGGCGAGUCUUGGUGGUUCAAAGUCCUUGUUUUUAGAUCCCUUGGUUUCUGGUGUGACGGUGUGUGGAGAUGGUCAUAGCCGUGGAAGAGUCAGUAUGAGACUCAGAGGAAGAGACCACGGGGAUAAUAACAACUCUACGGUCUACGGCUACUUUGCUUACCGAGCUGCUAAGAAAUGGAUUGCUUUCAAUCCUAAAACUGGAGGGUUAGGGUUUAGAGGCUUGCACAGCUCACUGUUGAGCCGCUUUUCAGCUGGGAAUGCGCCUGAUGUCUCGUUUGAUAGCUCUCCCGCCGAGGAGCAGGUUAAAGGUUCUUCUUCGGAUUCUGUAGCGGAUAAGCUUUGUGUUAAGCCGUUGAAGCUCGUCUCCGGGUCUUGCUACCUACCGCAUCCUGAUAAAGAGGCGACGGGAGGAGAGGAUGCUCACUUUAUCUGCGCAGAGGAGCAAGCGUUGGGUGUUGCAGAUGGUGUGGGAGGUUGGGCGGAGCUUGGUAUCGAUGCGGGUUACUACUCUCGUGAGCUUAUGUCUAACUCUGUGAACGCAAUCCAAGACGAGCCUAAAGGAUCGAUUGAUCCUGCAAGAGUAUUGGAGAAGGCUCAUACUAGUACAAAGUCGCAAGGGUCUUCAACGGCUUGCAUCAUAGCGUUGACGGACCAGGGACUUAACGCGAUCAACCUAGGGGACAGCGGGUUCAUGGUGGUCCGUGAAGGGCAUACCGUUUUCCGCUCCCCCGUUCAACAGCAUGACUUCAACUUCACGUAUCAGCUGGAGAGUGGGAGUAACGGCGAUUUGCCAAGCUCGGGUCAGGUGUUCACGGUUGCUGUAGCUCCUGGAGACGUGAUAAUAGCUGGAACAGACGGAUUAUUCGACAAUUUGUACAACAACGAGAUCACAGCCAUAGUGGUUCAAGCGGUGAGAGCCGGAACAGAUCCUCAGGUGACAGCACAGAAGAUUGCAGCUUUGGCGAGGCAAAGAGCGCAGGACAAGAACAGACAGACUCCAUUCUCUACGGCAGCGCAAGAUGCUGGAUUCAGAUACUAUGGAGGUAAGCUUGAUGACAUUACAGUUGUAGUCUCUUAUGUGGCGGCUUCGAAAGAAGUAGGGAAAACAUUGAAAUGAAGAUACAAAUACAGAUGUUGUGUGAUGUGUUGAGUUUCUUAAGGUUUGUGUUUUGCAGAGAGACCUCUCUUGUUUUUGUUUGGUGGCUUGUGAGCAAGCCGGAUCAACUGAUUAUAUUUGAUUUUUUUGAUAUAUGUGUUGUAUAUGUAAAUAAAAGGAGAAAGAGAACUUGUGUUGGAUUAUGAA
Brassica rapa (field mustard) is the source of this 1856-nucleotide messenger RNA. Its product is annotated as probable protein phosphatase 2C 55. The record is from RefSeq and is a predicted model, not a curated record. Gene Ontology annotation, biological process: protein dephosphorylation. Gene Ontology annotation, molecular function: protein serine/threonine phosphatase activity. Gene Ontology annotation, cellular component: chloroplast. NCBI's taxonomy places the organism in Eukaryota, Viridiplantae, Streptophyta, Magnoliopsida, Brassicales, Brassicaceae.